Molecule: messenger RNA, 8752 nt
Organism: Procambarus clarkii (red swamp crayfish)
Lineage: Eukaryota; Metazoa; Arthropoda; Malacostraca; Decapoda; Cambaridae
Cellular component (GO): cell surface
Molecular function (GO): heparin binding
Source: RefSeq, a predicted model, not a curated record
GUAGUUGUCUCUGGCUCCCAACCGCGGGUAGACAACUCUCGUCUGCCUCUCGACCUCGUGACAGAAGGUUGAGGCGCGUUUGAACCAUGAGGUUGUGGUGGUUGGUACGCUGCCUCCUGGCCACCUGGUGCCUCUCACUCCUCCCCCUCUCUCCUGCCUCCCUCCCUCCAGCGCCCCUUCUCAGUCGCAAUGGGUCUAGUCCAUCUGGAGGCGGGAACAUCCGUACUGUCAACGCUGGGUGGAGGAACACUUCGGUGGUUGGUGGCGACGAUGCAGCAGACGCCAGCGGUGGAGCCUUAAUUGGCGCCUUCGACUCCCUCUGGCGGAAAGUUCGGCCUUUCCUUCUGCAAGAAGAUGGUCUAAAGCGCCCGGAUCGUUUAGUCGCCUUCAGGGAGCGGCUGCUGACGAGGGCUGAAGACUUGAUCAACGCGCGCACCCGCGGUACCAAAGUCCUUCAGCGAGAGAAGCGCCUGGUGGACAGUGUUAAUAGCAUUGGUACCCAGCAACGCCAUAGGACGAAGAGGAAUCACCCUAUUGACCUGCCGUUGUACAAGGACCACGACGGCGUGCUGGUGGUGGAGGGACUGAGGGACGCUACCAGGCUGCCUGUGGACGGGUCGCGGGACAUCGACAUGGCGCUGUGGAGAGGAAGACUCAUUGUAACUAUCAUCGACAUUGACCUCAACCUCUCCCUCUACUCCCUCGACCAACGCUCAUUAAAGGCGACAGUGGUGUGGACAAGCCCCGGUUUUUUCAAAUGUCGGAUGGCUCGGGUCUCGCUAGAAAGUCUGCUGCUAAUAUGUAUUCCUCGGGACUCGCCCUACGAGGCCGGCAGCUUCAUUCCUCGGCCGGCACGGGGGUCGGCCGAGGCUACUGUGUUCCUACUGAGGGAGGCGGCGCCGGGGAACCCCAACAUCAUAGUCAGCAUCCUGCAGAGUAUACCCACACACAGCCCCUCAGACGUGCACAUAUGGCUCCAGGAGGAACGAUGGUACUUGAUGGUAGCUGACGCCAUGGUAAAGAGAGCAGCCGAUGAAGGGCCCGAGGCAGAUGGUCCCUCCACCUACCACACCACCUCCAGCAUCUACCACUGGACCGGCCAGUACUUCGACUUGGUUCACGAACUUCCUGGCACACACCCGACUUCUGUCCUCCACUUCAGGGCUCAGACUUACAACUUUAUUGCCAUGGCAAACUUCAUCAAUAAUAAAGGCGAGCACAACUGCCACAGCUACAUCUAUCGCUACUCGCUCAACCUGCAGCGAUACGUUCACUUCCAGCAGCUGCUGACCAAGGGUGCCAGGCACUUCGAGGCCUUUACCCUGGGCAGUGGAGCGUUUCCCCACAUACAUCUCGCCGUCGCGAACUCCUGCGAGGACUAUGAGGACAGCAGCAUGGGCAGAUGUAAUCCGUACACAAACUCUAAGAUCUAUCGCUUCCACUUCGGGAAGUUUGUUCUCUUCCAGGAGAUACCAACUGCAUACGCUGUUCAGUGGCUUGCCAUUCAGGUGGAGGACGGUGUGGUGCUGGCUGUGGCGAACACGCUCACGGGGGUCACCUUCUACCAGUAUAACGGCUGGAGGUUCGUGCCCAGCGCCUUCCAGCCCAACUCUGGCCCGUUCAGCGCUGGUGUUACCGCCAUGGCUGCCCGCUCCUGGAACGGCAGUGUGGUUAUAGGCGUGACUAAUCAAAACUCCAAUUACUCCUCGCCGCUCGUCUCUACACUCUACAGCCUGACUCUCAGCAGAGACGCCUCCCUACAGGAAUUUCACGAGGAAUCCGAGGCUUGGUGUAAGGAGCGGCUCAACCAGCUAAGACGUCAGGACCUGGCGGUGCUCCUCCAGCAGCUGCGUGACGCCCCGAAGGUCACCAGUCAAAACUUCACCUUCACCAUGCCUGUCACUAUCGUCGGCAACCUCAGUGUGAAACUGAAGAGUUCUGCCACUCAGGUGUACGUUCGUGGACAAGACGCCUGGAUUCCGGAUCAGGUGAACGCACUCGUUCCCCGACGAGUGCUUCUUCAGCAGGAACUCCAGCGGGCUAAACUGCGUCUCCAGGCCACUAUACCCCUCCAAGGCCCUGUCACCUGGCCAGCUAACCUUCAUCUUGCCAACUUUGACGCCAGAGGCACCUCAAAUACUUCCUCCGUCGUUGACCUUCUGGUGACAGAGGUCAAUAACCAAGUAAUGGUAAAUAAACGUCAAUUACUGAAGAUCUCUGGGUCAACUGUGCUUCAACUUCAGAAAAUCCACUUCCACCAUGUGGCAAUACAGGGCAAAGCAGCGGUGACGAAGCUGCUGAAUCGCCCAAUGGCGGAGUAUGUGACCCUUGGCGGUGGACACACUAUCAGUGGUGAGGUGACCUUCCUGGGCGGUGUGAGUGCCUCUCUGGUGACCUCGAGAGGGACUGUAGAUGCCGUCUCCGUCAGCAAUGAUGUCCUCCUUCUGACUACCGGCCCCCAGUCCCACGCUGGGAAGGUCAGCUGUGAGAACUUGGAGGUCGGGGCUCUGGACGUCAACACCAUCAACAAUGUCAACAUUAAUCAGCUGUUCCAGAGCCUGGUGACCCGCGACGCUCCUGCCGCCGCCGUCACUGGGCAGCUGGUUGUCAAUGGUGAUCUCCAUUCUGGCAACUUAGAGGUCAAUGUCACAAACGUUGACCUCUACAACCCACUUAGAACAGAUGACCCACGACCGCAAGUUGUAUCGGGUGAUCACCGUGUGGGCGGCAUGAGGUGCCUGUCAGCCAGGGUGACUGGGAGGGUCAACGGUGUGAGGGUGCCAGGUGAGGUCUUCCAGAGACACUCUCACCUUUCCUACAGUGUGUCGUCGGCAGCCUUCACCCACCUCCUCGCCGCCUCCCUCACCAUCAACACCGCUCUACACACCAUCACGGCGAGUAAUGGCCACUUGGACGUAAUGCUAGUGACUGGGAGCCAGCCAGUGACGGCCCAGAAGACCUUCGUUUCCAUGCACCUUAAAAACGACCCGAGCUCGUCCACUUACGGCAGACGUCGACGCCGGGAGCUGGACUCUGACCGAGAGGCUUGUGUGUCCCUGGACGACCAGACCCUCUCGGAGGGCGAGGCUAGGCGGGAGGGACUACUGCGUACCCUUCGGCGUGUUGCCGCUGCCCAGGACCUAUUGAACUACUUGAACGAAGACCACCCUGGCGGGAUCUCUCUCCCUCAUCACGGCAUAACCUUCUAUGCUAGACUCUCGCAAGACGUCCGUUGUGCAUUCUCAGAGGUAGAUGGGGAAGGAAGCGUGUUGACGUUUGACUUGCGUAACUUGGACUGGAAAAACGAAGGGAAGCGGAUGGAUUUGAGAAUUAAUGAUGCCAUAAAGGGUCUCGUUGUUAAUCUUGAAAAAUACAAGAAGGAUCUUGACGAGGACAUUGCGAAUCGUGAACUAACGUGGCAUGACGUGUUUGUUAUAUUCGUUAGUGCAAGGAUGGCGAUGUACGUAAAGGGUGAAGAUGAUCUUCCAGUUUUAGAAUCGGUAAUUCUUGCCAUUAGCAAUGAACGCUCGAACGACGGUCAGACAGAGCAUGAAUGCAAAGUAUGUCCUGAUAUGAAGACUAACUCCACUGUCAUGGAUAAUGAAUGUUUACGUGGAUUUGUGCACAUUAAAAACGUACUGAGAAGAGUGAGAGAGUAUGCCUCUAUUGCGAGGAACUUGACCCAGCUCUCGGAGAAGCAGAGGGAGGUGCUGCAGGUGGCCUUAGAGGAACAAGGGAUCGGGGUACUCUUGCAGGUGAUCAGAGAACAGCAGCAGCUUAGUGACGCCCUCAGAGUGGCUGGUGAGUGUCUGACCCAAGCAGUCACUGGUGAGGGCGACGAAAUUGUAAUGAAGAUGUUGUCGUCGUACAGGAGAGAACUGCUGGAAGCUGAGAAGACUACUGCCAGCAGAACGAAGAGAUCCGCUAAAGCAACCCUUGAAUACAGCUGGACAACCAGCGAAUACAACUGCAGCAACAUUCCUGGCCACUACUACGAAAACGUCACCUAUGCUCAGGGAGCGAUAGUGAUCCUACAAUCGGCUUUACAGUAUCUUCACAACAUAAGCGCCACUCUGCCUUGGAAUAUAGAGAUCUCUUCAAAUUCCCAGGAAGGAGAGUUCGAAUCCUACUUCAGACGUCACACGGGACAAGUUUAUAAUACUGUAAAAAUGCUGAAUACCGAUCCUAUCCAGGCCGUGGAGUCUCUGGACGCUGGCAGCUUGUCUAAGCAGGCGAUGUUCUUCAACCACUUUCUGGAAUUUGCUAAGAGGUUCAGCCCGAUGUUGUCGCUGGCAGCUCGGGAUGAUUUAGAAUCUUUGAGGGCGCUCCUUCCCGCCUCGACGGUGAAGGUGACACAGGUUGUGACAUGUUUUGAACUGAUGCAGAGAGCCAUGAAUUCUUUCCCUCACGUCGGGGAGACGCUCGGUUCGCCCAUAUCUUCGGUAGAUGUUCGUCGCUACACCACAUUGCCGACUACUCCGUCCUUCCUCACCAUUUCCGUCCACAGAAGCACCCCUGAGGUGCCCUCGUCCACACAGACGACAGGUGCUCCCUCAACGGGAGUAACUUUGACCAUACCACCUUCAGGAGCGCCGGGAUCAUGGGUGAAUGGACGCGUGGCAGGAUACGACAUAGGACGUCUAAUUAGUUACUUUUCAUCUCAUUUCCUUGCCUCAGACGAUCCCGUUCAGUAUAUUGUUACGCACAUGGACAAGGUGAGGAAACUGCUCAUGAAAUCUCUAAACGUCGCUCUGGUGAACGAAGUGGACAUGAUCAGAGUCGCUCGCCACGGCUUGAUGCUUGAUGCAAAUGCAAUAGAUUUUUCUAUCACCUUUUCGGAACUUGUAACGGUGAUUGGCGAGGUUGUGGUGACGGGUUUGCUGAACAAGGUGGAAGCCUCGCACUACGUGACGUUGAAAGGACGUAAUGUUUUCACCCAGCCACUCGUCUUCACGAGCGACGUGUUGGUCAAUGGCAAGAUGAGGCUAGAAUCGAUGGUCAACAACAUUGACCUGACAACAUUCGCCAGGAAUGUAGCUUUAACUACAAACUCCUCCGUUGUCAAGACGUUCCUCAACCCCAUUACUUUCACCAACGUAGCCGCCUCCAGACUAGAGUGCUCGGAGUGCAUAUUGACAGGUGUUCGGCUUGCUGAUCUGGUCCUGUUGAACGACACUGCAAUGAUUUCUGGAAGAAAGAGCUUUCUGGAGGUGGUAGUCGCGGGCGGAGUGAAGAUGGCACGUCUCCAGGUGGACUUUAUCAACAGAAUCAACGUCACCGCUCUCUUCCUCUCCUCCCUCAGGAGGAACCCAGGUGGUGUGCAGGUGAUGACAAGUGCAGUACGGCUGAAGACGCUGCUCGUGCCCGGAGAACUCGCCACCAGAGGCUUCACCUCUUCAAACAAAAUCUUCGACAUGUCUAGUUUACCGAGGCGUGUGGUAUACCUGGACCAGACCACUACAAUUACCGGUGGACUAGUUAUAGAGGGCGCCACGUCGAUCACCACCCUCGUCUUCCUUGACACUUUCGACACUGUGCCAUCAGCGCGGUAUACGGGAGACUGGUUGCUGAAGUCUUCAGAUCAGGUGAUACCUGGUGCGAUGGUGGUGGUGGACAGCAUGACCUGUGGUAUCGUGGAAACAUCUCCAGGAGUCUUGGUCCAGGGAGUGGACGUCUCGCGCCUCCACACUGCUUGUCUACUCGUGACAGAGUCGACAGUUAUGACUGUCCCUGUCACCUUUGGGGAGGUGAGGUCGCUGCUGUGGACGAGUCUCUCUGGACGUAUACAAGGUUGGGACCUCUCGCAAGACUCCAUCCUUUACACCACUUCCAACGUUGUCUUCAACUCCUCGAUGACAUUCCUAGGCCCCGUCAACAUCACCGGAAACUUCGUAGCGCUGAAGGGAAUCAACGGUGUCGAUUUAGACUCCCUCUGUGGCCACCUCACCAUACAUAGCUUGAAUAUUUAUGGUACAUUGAGGUUCGCCAAGAGUGCAAGUGCCGACGUGGCACAGCUGGGACUGCACAUGAUCUCAGGAGAGGCUGUUGGCGACUUCUGGAUGAAGGACCUGGAUGUUAGCCUACCUGUGGGCCUGUUGGUGCGUGUACUGGAAGCUAGAAACUUAAAUUUGCUCACGUUAAAUGGGAUGGACCUGGGGGAUUUGGCCAGUAGAGUUCUGCGUCGAAGCUGCAACAGAUCGCAGGUCGUGUCUGGGGCCUUCAAUCUUGUCGAUCUCACCAUAAACUCUUUGUUCGUGGACACUAUCAAGACCCACUCCCUAAAUAGCAGGCCAGCGAGCGAUUUGCUCGGAGUCUUCACUAUUGCCGGUGAUCAGAUCAUCACAGGUUAUUGGAAGUUGAGGAGCGUGCAUAUAGCAGGCAACGUGGUGACCUCUGGCCUGGUGAAUGGGUUGAGCAUGAGGCGGCUGUGUCAACUGGGGAAGCCAUGUGUUGUCUUCGCCAGGAAGAUCUUUACUCGAGACCUCGUAGUCGCGGGGAAUCACAACGUCGUACCUCGAAGAAAAGUGCAAGGAGUGGACGUCUCUGAGUCCUUCAGUUCAGUUGUGUACAGAGAUGCAUGUGGCCACGUUCCUGGCCUUACUACCUUCACCGCCUCCCUCACAGCCACCUCCAGAGAUGUGAAGGUACAUGGUGUAGUGAAUGGUGUCGAAGUUUCCUUGCUUCAGUUACUGACCCUCUCUGGCACACAAGUCAUGACGGGUAAUCUGUCAGUCUUCCUUAAAGAAGGUAUGAUCUUCCUAUCUAGUUCCUUGUCUGCUACAGACGGCUUGUUCAACGGUCUCGACCUGACGGCGUUGUUGGAGCGAGCGUUCCAGGUAAAUGGAGCCAACAGGGUAAGGCAGCCAGUGACGUUCCAUGUUGCUGUAGUGUUCCAGGACGUGAGCUACGGGCCUGGAGCCAUCGCCUUGGCCGAUGUUGUUGACGGUGCCCUGAGCAACAUGGAGUACAAGCAGAGCAACUUCCACGUGCAAGAGCUCUCCAACGCAGUCAGUUGGGCAAUCAAAGGCCGUGUACGAGAAUUCUGGGGUUGGCGUUUAGUACAACAGUUCGAGGCGGCGCCGCAGAGGUUGGUGCCCCUGAGACUGGUUUGGGGCAAGGCUGCUGGCGCCUUGGCUUCCGGCUACCUGGCGCUCGUAACUAGGUCCGGCGGCGUCAGACUCCUCGGGUACAACACCGCUUCCAAGCAGUACUUGGACUUCGAUGUGAUCCCUGGUAACUGUACGAGAAGCGUAGUGGGCUACAGAAGACCAGAUGCGAGCAUCUUCGUUGUCACGGGUCAUGCUUGUAACUUUGAAGACGCCAGUCAUGCCAACACCAGCACCUCCCAUCAGAUGGCCGGAGACGAGUGGGUGAAGGUGUACAGGCUGAGCGUGACUGAGCGACCCUACCUAGUCUCCUUCAUCCCUACCCCAGGAGCUGCUGAUCUCCAAGUACUGUGGUGGGGAGGAGUGCCGUGCCUGGUUGUGGUGGAAGCCCGUGGCGCGGACACGGUCAUACUCUGCGAGUAUACUGCUGGACACUUCAGGGAACGACAGCGCCUUCACUCCAUCAACCCCCGCAAGGUGUCUGUGGCAGAGCACGAAGACCCCCUGGGCAGAUCCUGGACCUUCCUGACGGUAGCAGACCCUGGGACCUUCCCUGACCACAGAGGGGCUGCUUAUAUCUGGAGGAGCGACCACAAUAACUCCUCCUUCAGUAUUCUGCAGGAGUUUGACCUUCACAGUGCGGUGUGGGUGGAGUUUGCUUCCCACCGCUCAGACCUAUUCUUGGCGGUGGUCUUGGAGACCUUCAGAGGCGAUCAGGAAGGCGCGGUCAACAUCUACAGGAUGGAUUGGUUCAGUGAGGACGGGUUGACGGCUCUGGGUCACUCUGGCACGGUGCUACACCACUUUUUCAGCAGCAGUGACCGCUAUCAUUACCAACCUCGGCCCAAUUUCCACUUAGUGCAAGUGUUGUCGGUGGUGCAGCCCCUGGAGGCCAGGUUCUUGGCGAUUCCCUCUCGGCUUCUCCUCUACGUCAUCAAUCAGCAGGGCUUUGUAACGAGGUUCAGCCAGAGGGGCAUACACAUGUUCUGGGAGGAGGGAUCGCUACACGCAGCCUGGAAGACUACACUGGAGGCGUGGUCGACCUACGACAACGGAACAGUGGUCCACAGGAUAUCCGUGGCCGGCCAGACGUGUGCCCUGGAAGACGCACCUGAGGAAGAACCCGCUACAAUCCUAGAAGAGAUCUUCAGGAGCAAAGAGUAUUGACCCGAUCCAAAAUAUGGAAAUAUAGUUGCCGAGGCUUCGCUAGGCUAAAAAUUGACACAUUACUGGCAAGCCUAGCUUGGAUACGCAACUGUCCUAUAUUGUUUCGUUAACAUUGCUUACCAUUACAUUUAAUGGUCGGCUGUAGUAUGCAGACGACUGCUUUAGUAUGAGAGAAUGUCGUAGUAGGAAAAUACGUAAUAACGCCCGGGAUAGCUAGAGGCAACAGAUUUUCAAUGUUUACAACUUUGUACUUGGUGUAUCUUACAGAACGUUAUUAUACCUACAUAAAUACUGAAAGGCAGUCUAGUUAGUGUCUAGUUUUAAGUUAUUUAUAUUUUAAGUGUUAAGGCAGUUAGUAGUAUUGCAUUGUAUUUAACUUGUUCAUGUGACAUUUUAUAGAUUUUAAGUUUGUUACUGUUAUUUAUAAUUCUCGAUGUAUAUUAACAAUGUUAACCGGUUCAUAAUAAAAACGUGAAGAC